This is a messenger RNA of Colletotrichum orchidophilum, 114 nucleotides long. RefSeq lists its product as uncharacterized. NCBI's taxonomy places the organism in Eukaryota, Fungi, Ascomycota, Sordariomycetes, Glomerellales, Glomerellaceae. The coding region runs from base 1 to 114 and encodes 37 amino acids. The record is from RefSeq and is a predicted model, not a curated record. The transcript has a single exon.
AUGUGGCUUGUAGGGCUGAGAUCAUGUGACGUUCUGUUAACCGGCGGCCUCACUGCGGAAUGCCGAAUUGCCGUUGAUGAAGCCUCAAGGCGACUUGGCGUUCAUACAGAGUAA